AUGGCGGAAUUCAGAUUCCAAGCUGCCGUGACUGAGCCCACCGAGCAAGCAACAGCCUCUCGGCUGAGCGAGACUGCGUCGGUAUUUAAUAACCCGCUAGCGAUGCCUCUCCAAGGUGCAAAAGCCAGUAUCCAAGGCAUGCCCGUCCAUGAACUCCAUCCCAUCGAGGUUUAUAACAUGCAGCACCCCGUUGAGCAAACUGUAGCUCCAGGGUCCGAGCAUUUUGAGUUCGGAGAAGGAAGUUCCAGUGGAGAAGAGGGACCAAACAUUGAGCCGCAAAUGGCUUCGAUCAUGGGUGAGCGGCCCUACAAGGCCCAGAAGUCCGCGAAACAGAAAACUCCAGCCAUGAUCAAAAAUGGCCAGGCUGGCGCCAUUGCUAGAGAAGAUGCUGCUCGCCUCAAGGCAGACCAGAGAACGGCUGAUGAAAUCUACGGCACCGACGGCCCGGUGACUGAAGUAUCACAUCCACACACAUUCUCGGUGCAGUUCCUAGAGCAUGGCCUCGCAAUGGACGCAGAUUUUAUGGGAGUGCGUAGCUUCCAAAACUGUCUGGAACGCUACGUUGCUAGAGAGUCACCAAAAAAACAGCGUUCUUCUCAUAGACCUGCGGACACUCUCCAACGCAUCAAGGAGAAGAACCCAAUUCCUCCAUUGCACUACCCAAGGAAUAAAGGACAGGUUUGCGCAAGCUGGAGAUAUGAGCUCAAAACAAAGUGGGUCACCUACGAAGGAGAUGUCUACGGAGUCAAAGACGGAGUCAGAGCAGACGUCCCAGAAGUGCCAACAGAACAUUGGUACACCCUCCUUGCCGGGAUCCACCAUGAUCACGGGCACCAGGGUCGGGACGCAGUCUUCGAAAAAGUCAAACCGAUCACCGCGAGUAUUUCCAAGGGCUUUGUGGCCGCGUACGUCGCAUGCUGCUGCUUACAGAGCAAGUCAUCCACUCGUAAGGACAAGAACGUACGCGAAGCCUUUGCCGGACAGGAGCUUGCAAAGUCCGGCAAGCCCUCGAAGGGCAAGAAGCGGGCGAUCGAGGAGGCUGACCCCGAGUCUCCAUCUCCACCGGCCAGAAGGCCGAGAGCGCAUUCCACCGAGCCAGUUAUGGUGAACGCCGGUGAUGAGCAAGUUGCGUCCUUGCGAAAUGACUAUAGUCCGCCCCAAAUGGGUGUGGAGCUCCCAAUUGCCAUGGCAGACCCAUACCGGGAUGUCGCUGGCCCGGUUGAGAACAACGGGAUGGUGACCGCGCACCAAGCCGCUCCGCAGAUCCCGGAAGGUCUGAACAAUACUUUGUCCUUCGACGUGGCGGGUAUCGCAGCAGUGGCUCCUGUUGCUCCUGGGUCAGAAUCGACCCCAGACGACUCUUGGCUUUGGCUAGAGGACGUGAACGGAUCGGGUGCCGAAGAAUGGCAAGGUGAUGACAGCGAUUGGCUAAAGCAAACUGCCUCUGAUGUGUUGGGACUCCCAAGCUUGGGCGGGAGCUUCCACACAGAAGUCGUGGCGAGCGAACAAGCCUCGCAAGCUACGAUAGACCCACGCUUAUUGACACUUCCUGCACAAGGGGACAAUACCAGUCACCCGCAGUCGAACGUCAAUAACCCUGGGCUAUCGUUGGGCCUUGAGGACCCAUCUGUUGAUACAUACGGCAGUUUCUCAGAUGCGGAAUUCGGCCAGUUGGUGGACGACAUGUCAGAAUGGUUUAUAGCCGAACACCCGUUGGAUCCUAGACCCUAAUCGGCAUAGAUGGAUCAAGAUUUUGCAUUAGCGGGAGUUUAAAAAGCGUCAAGCACGGAAAAGGAAAAACGGAUAUACCCAGGAGAAGAAGCGGCAACGGAGU
This is a messenger RNA of Pseudogymnoascus verrucosus, 1834 nucleotides long. RefSeq lists its product as uncharacterized. The record is from RefSeq and is a predicted model, not a curated record. NCBI's taxonomy places the organism in Eukaryota, Fungi, Ascomycota, Leotiomycetes, Thelebolales, Thelebolaceae. Bases 1 to 1731 code for a protein of 576 amino acids. The transcript has 5 exons.